This is a messenger RNA of Closterium sp. NIES-65, 1878 nucleotides long. NCBI's taxonomy places the organism in Eukaryota, Viridiplantae, Streptophyta, Zygnematophyceae, Desmidiales, Closteriaceae. The record is from the annotation of a GenBank genome assembly.
AUGCAACCGCCGCCACCCCUGCCACAACAACGCCCACAGCAGCAGCAGUGGCAGCAGCAGCAAGAGGAGUGCAGAGUGGUGUUGCAGUCAAAUUCCGCCCCAUGCUACCUGAACCUUCAGCGCUCGCCCACUCCAACCUCCCUGGGCAAGCGGUCACGUGAAGCCGACUCCUCCUUGAUAUCAGAGCCGUGCUUUCCCCAUGCUCCUCAUGCCCGCCACGCCUCUCACGACUUCGAUUUCAAAACCUUUGAUGCCAGUACCUUUGACUUUGCAGCUUUUGGCGCUUCAGAAGGAUUCCAAACCUUCCACCGGCUCCAGCCGUCCCCUGAAUCGCAAUCCACUCAUCCUGGCUUUCGUGCAGAAAACGCCUCUCCUGCCCUUCACACGUCUCCCUCCUCUCACGUGUCUGCCGCAUCUCAUGUAUCCUCUGCCUCCCCGGGCGGCUCUCACCCGUCCCAUGCAUCUCCCGCCUCUGCUGCUGCGACUCACUUCUCUGCUGCCCCGACUCACUCCUUCACGCCACCCAAGCCGAUCAAAGUGAGCUUCUCUCCUCUGGCUGACCGCGAGUUCCCGUGGGGAAACAGUGGCGACCAGGGGGGUUGGAAGGAUGCUGGAAGCACCCCUGCGGACUCACACUCUCUGCUGCUCACGGUGCUCCGCGCAAAUCUCUCUCGCUCCGACCUCUUGCCAAGCCCCGGCAGCCACGGCAGCAGCCCCAUCAGCAGCACCAGUUGCAGCAACAACAACGGCGGGAGCCACGCCGCGAAAGACGCUUGGAAUAAUAACGGUAGCAACAACAACGGGAGCAGCGAGAGGAACGACAGCUGGCGUGCCGUGGUGGGCGGCGGCAGUGACGGUUACGGGCGGCCUAUGAGAAGUGGCAGCGCCACCAAUGCAGCUGUGGCUGUUUUGCCUGCCCCCGUGGCCUUCAGUGGUGAUGGUUUUGGAAGGUCUUUGAGCAGAAGUGGCAGCGAGGUGCAUGGGAUGCUUAUGACUGUUACGGGUGGCAGCAGUGACGGUUACGGGAGGCCUAUGAGCAGGACCGGCAGCGCGACUGAUGUGGGCGGGGCUCUUGUGCCUACGCCCGUGACUGCGGUUGGUAGUAACCCGUAUGAUGACUCAGCGCCACGUCAGCUGCAGGGGCUGCUGGAGGAUAUGGUGCCACGUCAGGUGCUGCAUGGCUCGCAGCGAGUCGCAGGAGCAGGACCGUAUCAGGCACCGCUUGCUGCUGCAGCUGCAGGAGAAAGAGCUUCAGGAGCAGCAGGAGCAGCAGGAGCAGCAGGAGCCACAGGAGCCGCGUUUCAAACCCCAGCCACAUCAGUAGCACCAGCAGGAGCAGCAGUGCCGUUUCAGACCACGGCAGGCAUUGCAGUGGAAGCAGAACGAUCAGCCGAGGGCGAGUUCAAGCUAUGUAACCUUGUCCCGAACCACGAGCAACAUGCAGGCAGCGAUGCUGCGCACCUGCACCUGCACCAGUUCCACCUUCCCCAGAUGCCACCUGCACAGGCAGCUCAGGCUGCUGAUAUCCAAGCCAGCAUGAGUCACACUCACAAUUUCAUGGGCAUGGCCUGCAAUUCUGUGUGGGCCUCUGACAUCGCUUUCAGCCCUGCGGUUCCAACCAUUGCUGCCGCUGCUGCUGUUGCUGCUGGGCAGACUCCGGUGAUGCGACGCACUCGAACUUUGAGCGUAGGGCUUGAUGGCUUGAGUGGUACGGGUGGCAUGGGUGGCUCGUGCGGCAUGGCUGACAUGGGUGGUGGGGAAGGCAUGGGCGGCACGGGCGGCAUGGGGGAGGAUGAGUUGCUGUGGGAGGCAGCAGCAUGGCUGGCACAGCAGGGAGGGCUGGAGGCACUCGAUUGGCUGCCAGAACUGUCAGGUUGA